Molecule: messenger RNA, 1512 nt
Organism: Gaeumannomyces tritici R3-111a-1
Lineage: Eukaryota; Fungi; Ascomycota; Sordariomycetes; Magnaporthales; Magnaporthaceae
Exons: 2
Coding region: 168-1286 (372 amino acids)
Source: RefSeq, a predicted model, not a curated record
CCGCCUUCGAUAAUCUUCCAGUCCGGUCAAAGCCUAGGGAAAACCACUAACAUUCCGCCACAAGCACUGGCAUCUCUUCGAAUAUCCCCAUUUUCAAUCCUACAAUCCCUCCGCCUCGACCCAGAACACCCUCAGCAUAGCGAUCAUUUGAGUCUUCGACAUCCAGCAUGUCUUUCAACUCCGGCCGCCCGGGAAAGAGGCAGAGGGGCGAUGAGCCUUUCCAGAAUAAUCUCCCUGACACGCUUGUCCGCAAUCCGUCCCAGAACAGAGCAGCCUCAACUCCGGCACAAGCGAUGUAUACCUCACAGCCUGGCUCUCUCCCGUCCCUGCAGCCGCCCUCGAUAGAGAACAAGCUCAAGAACGAGAGGGGCAGGGCAUUCUAUAAAGCCCUCACGAGAUUGAGAGGAAUUCAGGCAAUUUCCAAAGCAUCCUCCAUGGCUCAGUCCAAGAUCAAAUCUGAUCGCCCCGAUAUGCAGGGCAGCAAUGCCUCCCCAGCUGGAAACGCUAAAUCCAGAACCCUCCAAGCUGGCCCCUCCGAAGCUGAGGCCACUCGUGACGUCAAGGUCACUCAGGACGCCGCCGCCGAGGGUGGUGUCACUCCAGAUGGAGCUCGUCAAAUUAAAGCCAGUGACACCGGAAAAUCACAGACGCCAAUGCUUACACCAAUCGAGAUCUCUCCGCUGUGGAAAACCGCCAUGGCAUGUGUGAGCGUCGCCGUGGGUUGGUCGCCCAACCAGCUAGAGACUGCCUAUGGGGAGAUCGCCUCCAAGAAAACGGGAGAGGAAAUCGGGGCGUUCACCGGCACGGGGGUACGAGGCCCACCCGUGGGCAGCAAAUUGUCGACAAGCAGCGACGGCAAAGGGGUGUCCGCCUGGGUCCACUGCAGUAGCGCAAAUCCUAGCUACAUCAGAUCCAUCUCUUUUAUCAAGCCGGGGGAAGCGGCCGCCCUCACCAAGGUGUGGGUGACCAAGGCAUCCGUCGAGCAUGUCUUGUCGCGCAACUCUCAAGCCUGCUCGCUCUGGCUCGACGGGGAUGCAGACGGCUAUCUUUGCCCUUGCUGCGAGGACUGGUAUGCAUGCGUGGAUUUCACCCAGACCACGACUGCGCUUGAGGCGCAUGCUUUUCUGCUGUGGGUGCUGGAUAAGGAUGCCGGUCAAAUACUUGCAGACCGCGGGGUAUCAGACAAGCGGCAGGCUAAGUUAUGGCAGCAUUUGAUCCGGUACAGCAAGUGGGGGCGAGCAAGGUACCAGGAACGAAGCGGAAGACCUGAUAAUAGCGGAAUAUAAUCUCGUAACAGCAGCGCACUCUACUGCGGAGUGAACAGCGGCAUCAGCUCAGCCCGUCUUUCGCUGGACUCCUGGGAGGGUCAAGACAUGGCUUCAGCAACCGAACAGGGUUAUAAUGUUUAGAAUUUGCUUUUCAUAGCCCAUAGCCGUACCUAGCAGAGAAUAUGGAGCUGACAAGUCAAGCAUUACAUGCGUUUUUCUUUUUCUUUUUUGGGUUUUUUUUUUU